Molecule: messenger RNA, 1598 nt
Organism: Triticum aestivum (bread wheat)
Lineage: Eukaryota; Viridiplantae; Streptophyta; Magnoliopsida; Poales; Poaceae
Product: protein DNA-DAMAGE INDUCIBLE 1
Exons: 16
Coding region: 166-1398 (410 amino acids)
Biological process (GO): proteolysis
Molecular function (GO): aspartic-type endopeptidase activity; protein binding
Source: RefSeq, a predicted model, not a curated record
GUAAGACUCCCGAGCGGUACACCGUCAGGGACUCAGGGUCAGGAUUCUUUACCACCUCUGCAAGCAAGAAGGCAGCCCGAUUUGACGCCCGUAGACUCGCCUCCUUCCUUCCCUCUGUCCACAGCCGAGGCAUAGGACUAGGCGAUUCCAACCGGCGGCGGCGAGAUGAAGCUCACCGUGAUGACCGCCGACGAGCAGUUUCUCAACCUCGACGUCGACCCCGACGAAUCCGUGGAGAAUUUGAAGGCGCUUCUUGAGGUGGAGACUCAAGUGCCGUUGCAGCAGCAGCUGCUUCAUUUCAAUGGCAAGGAGAUGAACAAUGCCGAGAAGCUCAGCGCCAUCGGAGUCCAUGAUGGUGAUCUUGUGAUGAUGGUUGCCUCCAAUAAUAGGACAUCUCAGGAUAUUAUGAGGUUAAAUCCUGAUGGAUCGGCAGUAAAUCCUCAAGCUUUCCAACAACAUAUUCGUGGCGAUUCACAACUUAUGGCGCAACUCCUUCAGAAUGACCCUUCAUUAGCUCAAGCCAUCCUUGGAGAUGACAUCACUGAGUUGCAAAACAUCUUGCGGUCACACCACCAACAAAGACUACAACUGAAACGCAAACAGGAAGAAGAGCUUGCCUUAUUGUAUGCUGAUCCAUUUGAUGUCGAGGCUCAGAAGAAAAUUGAAGCUGCAAUUCGGCAGAAAGGCAUUGAUGAAAAUUGGGAGGCUGCUAUAGAGCAUAAUCCUGAAGCAUUUGGUCGAGUGGUUAUGUUGUAUGUGGAUAUGGAAGUCAACGGAGUACCUUUGAAGGCCUUUGUUGACAGUGGAGCUCAGUCAACCAUCAUAUCAAAAGACUGCGCUGAACGUUGUGGGUUACUCAGGCUCCUUGAUCAGCGUUACAGAGGGGUUGCUAUUGGAGUUGGUCAAUCGGAGAUACUUGGAAGAAUACAUGUAGCGGCAAUAAAGAUCGGCCAUGCUUUCUAUCCCUGUUCCUUCACAGUAUUGGAUGCUCCCAACAUGGAAUUCCUUUUCGGGCUUGAUAUGCUGCGGAAACAUCAGUGCAUAAUUGACCUAAAGGACAAUGUCCUUAGAGUAGGAGGUGGUGAAGUGUCAGUGCCCUUCUUACAUGAGAAAGACAUCCCUUCACAUAUACGCGACGGAGAGAAAUCGUCGAACCUAGCAUCUUCUAGCCAAGGAGCAGCUGGAGAAUCGUCAAAGGCACGUGAGAAGACUCCUGAUGUGCCACCGCCAUCCUCUCCUGCAGGAGCUCAAGCUGUAAUUCCUCCACAGGGAGGAGAUUUUGAAGCGAAAGUCAUAAAGCUCGUGGAACUUGGAUUUGACCGGGCAUCUGUAAUACAAGCACUCCAGUUGUGCAACGGCAACGAGGAUCAGGCAGCUGGGUACUUGUUUGGUGGUUAGAGUCUUUAGAGCAGACCUUCUGCUUAAGAUUUUCUCGAUUUGAACAUUUAUACACACACUGAUCAAGGAGAUGUGGCAUCCUCCAUUUGAGGAACUAAAACUUUGUGUGUGGCAAAAUACAGGCUUGGUAGGGAUGAUUCGUAUUCUGUCUUCAGUUAGAAAAAAAACGUUUUCUUUCUACAGAGCUCGAACAAGAUCAA